Messenger RNA from Elaeis guineensis (African oil palm), 1559 nucleotides. RefSeq lists its product as uncharacterized. The record is from RefSeq and is a predicted model, not a curated record. NCBI's taxonomy places the organism in Eukaryota, Viridiplantae, Streptophyta, Magnoliopsida, Arecales, Arecaceae.
GAGAGAAGAAGCUUGUCAACCACGGAGGGUUUGUGGUCUCCAACUAAAAACUUGGAACCCAGCGACCAUUUUUCCUCUAACUAUUGUGCUUUCCCCAGCAGACCAUGCCUCCCGAGAAGAGCACCCAUCCCAAAACAACAAGCCGGAAGAGUUGGUCGUGCCAGUGUUUCCCCUCCUGCUUCGUAGGGUCUCUCAUCUCCGCCUCCGGUGGCCCCGACCCUCCCAGCCCCUCCGCCGGGUCGAAGCCCAAGCUCUCCUGGUCCCGAUACCGGAAGAAGAAGAAGACCGCUCCCCUCGACGGCGUUCGCCCCAAUAUUAAAGCAUCAGCUCAGGAAAACAGUCCCUUCAAGAAGCCUUCCGAGGGUCGAACCAGUAGAAGCCGAGGCAACGCCCAGCAACUCCAACGCGAUGCAGACUCCCAACUCCAUCAUGGAAUCGAUGCCGAGCAGCCACGCCUUCCCCGAAUCUCCAAGCAAUACAGCACCCGCAGAGAAGAGGUCCCAGCCUCAUGGAAACCCCACACGGUUCGAACCAGGUGCACGACCAAUGACCCCGGCUCACCUGCGCACAUCCAUCCAGCUGCCUCCCAUAAACGCCCGGUCCGGACCGGGUCACUCAAACCAGGGGCUGGGAUCUGGGUCAUGGUGAUGACUCUUGGCGUGAUGGUUUUCUUGGGCCGGGCGUCGGCCCUUAUUUGCCUGUGCUCUUGCAUGUACCUUGUGCCACUUUUGAGUAUGGGCAAAGAUGGUGUCUCUGAUGGCAAUGGGGUGGCUUCAAGAGAAGUUGAAAUGAAUUCAGAGGAGUACAAGAAGAGAGUUAUAUUGGAAGGGUUGUUGGAGAGGAAUGGCCGGAAGCCAUCGGGGUUUUAGUUGCCAUGGCUUCGGCUGGUGGAAUGCAGUAGUGUUGUUGCUGAUUGGUUGAUGCAGAAUAAAAGAUAUACUUCUUUUUUCUCUCUUUCUCUUUUUUUCUUUUUUUUUUUUCUUUUUUUCUUUUUAAAGAUAUUGUUGCAUAGUGUUUUUCAAUUUAUUUUUGAUUUUUGAGUUUGAGGUUUCUCAAGGUGUAAAUGAAUCAUGUGUAUACUAAGAAGUGAUGGAAUUUUGGCAACUUUUAGAACCAUAUAUGGGUAACUUUUGUGACAGCUCUCCGGAUGAUGCUGCUAAUUCAAAAGGUCAAAAUGGAAUUACACAUCUGCAAGUAUCUAACCAUCUAUUCCUGUAAGCUGGUUUGAGAUCGGCAUCUAGCAUCUGCUUUCAAAUUCGUUAUGGACUUAGCUUGCCUUGAAGAAGGAGAAUGUAAUCCUUUAUUUGUUGCAAGGCUUGGGCUAUUGAUGAGUGUCUUUCUGUGUCUGAUCAAAGUAAUUAAUUUUAUGACACCAUAUUUUAAUGGGUAUGGAGAUGUGUUGUUGGCUAUAUUCAUCAUCACUUCUGCAAUUUUUGUACCCAAACUAAGCCCCUGCUGGACUUCAUACUGAAGGGCUUGUAAUAUUGAAAUUUUGGAGAAAAGGAAAUCAGAAGGAAGAAGAAUCAUCAUAUUACGUGAAUAAUAUGAAUGAUAGCAAA